AUGAUCUCUGUUCUUCGUCCCGUCAACUACAACUUCAACUUCUUCAACACACUCAAGGCCACUUCUACCCCGCUGACGUCAGCCAAGACUCCCUUAUCGAUAUCAAUCCGCAGCAUGGCGACCGGAAACGACGUGAAGAUCACUUCCUGGGUCAAUCCAGAUGAUAAGUCGGGAGAAUUCAAGCGCGGGCAGUCGGCGUUUAGGAAUUGGAUCUCCCGCAAGCCCGGAGCUCAGUUCCCGCCGGAGAAGGACAGAUAUCACCUCUACGUCUCUUACGCUUGUCCAUGGGCUCAUAGAACACUUAUUACCCGGAAACUGAAGGGCCUAGAAGAUAUCAUUCCUUACACAGCUGUGCAUUGGCAUAUGGGAGAGUUAGGAUGGCGCUUCGUUACCCCCGACGAGAAUGUUCCUGGAGAGAAUGUGACGGCGGAUCCACUGAAUAAUUACUCUCAUCUACGUGAGAUUUACUUCUCCGUUGAUCCAGAGUACAAGGGUCGAUUCACUGUGCCGACGUUAUACGACAAGAAGACGAAACAGAUCGUCAGCAACGAGAGCUCGGAGAUAAUUCGCAUGUUCUAUCAUGAGUUCGACGACCUGUUGGAUGAGAAGUACAAGUCUGUUGACCCGCUACCCGCAGCGUUUGAGAAGGACAUCGAUGCCGCAAACGAAUGGAUCUAUGACACCGUCAACAACGGCGUGUAUAAGUGUGGUUUCGCAACUACACAAGAGGCGUAUGAAAAAUCAAUCCCGCCGCUCUUCUCCUCUCUAGAUAGGAUCGAAGAACACCUGACCAAGACAUACUCUCCUUCUACACCUUAUUACUUCGGUAAGGAUCUCACGGAAGUAGACAUCAGGUUGUUCACGACAAUCGUGCGCUUCGACCCGGUGUACGUGCAGCACUUCAAGACGAACCUUCGAGAUAUCAGGUCCGGAUACCCGGCUAUUCAUCGCUGGCUGAGACAUUUGUACUGGGACAUCCCCGCGUUUGGAGAGACGACGCAGUUUGAACAUAUCAAGAAACAUUAUACCAAGAGUCACGGACAGAUUAAUCCGCCCGGCAUCACGCCUGUUGGGCCGGUGCCGGAUAUCAUGGGUAAGGAAGAGGAGGUUAAUGCGGCCAAGAAGUGA
Molecule: messenger RNA, 1128 nt
Organism: Nannizzia gypsea CBS 118893
Lineage: Eukaryota; Fungi; Ascomycota; Eurotiomycetes; Onygenales; Arthrodermataceae
Exons: 5
Coding region: 1-1128 (375 amino acids)
Cellular component (GO): cytoplasm
Molecular function (GO): glutathione transferase activity
Source: RefSeq, a predicted model, not a curated record